Marchantia polymorpha subsp. ruderalis is the source of this 2872-nucleotide messenger RNA. NCBI's taxonomy places the organism in Eukaryota, Viridiplantae, Streptophyta, Marchantiopsida, Marchantiales, Marchantiaceae. The record is from the annotation of a GenBank genome assembly.
ACCUCCGGAGGACGACGAUGGGAAAGAGUCUUCCCCGCAGAACGAUGCCAGACCUAAAGCGGCGAAUUGGCAGUAGGACGCAAACUCUAUCCCUGAUUGCGACAACGAGCCCUCGAGAGGCAAUCAGAACGAACCUCCUCGUGCCUCGGGGAAAAACCAGGCAAGUCGGACGGUCACCGGCAGACAAAGACGGGCCUAGUUGGGGCCGGCCGGAGUGGCCAACCUCCGUGGUCGGGAAAGAUUGCUGUGCCGGGAAGGCCCCUCGUCGUCAUUCUGUCACAAAAGCUCUCGCCUCUCGACUAUCGACUCGAGCGAAUGCCAAAACCCCGAGGGCGACGGGCAGCCAGGGUUUUGGUUCUGCUGUGUAGCCUUCGCGUCACGGAGGUGGAGCAUUGCUCGCGUUCGGCAAUCGUGAGCAUCUCCUUCCGCCAUCUUGCCUGCGGAGUGGAGUCCGCGCUGCAGGUCAAGAAGAUCCGCGGACGUCGUGAGAGGGGGAAGGAUGAAGAAAGAGAAGAAGCAGAAGACGGAGAAGAAGAGCACUGGUCCAGCGAUGAAGAAGGGAAUUUCGAAAUCCGUCAAGGACAAAAGGACGCUCAAUCCAGCCGCUGUUUUGCGGAAGAAAUACGAGAGAGGAGCAGGACCUGCGUUGAAGGGAAUCACCGACAAAAAAUUGAAAGGUCAGCUGACUGUUAAAGAAAAGCUGUAUGGAGAAGCGGCCAUCACUGCUGCUCAAACAGAGCAGUGGCUGCUUCCUAGUGAAGGAGGAUAUCUGGAAGCGGAGGGUCUUGAGCAAACUCAGCAUUUUACUCAAGAAACUAUUGUCAAGGAGGUGGACAUCACGAGUGCUCGCAAAGCAUUUGACCUCCAGCUGCAAGAUUUAGGGCCAUAUACUCUUGAUUAUAACAACAACGGCAAAUACCUGGUCAUCGGCGGUCGGAAGGGACAUCUUGCUAUUAUGGACUGGAAGCAGUCUAAACUCAUUACGGAACUUCAGGUCAUGGAGACAGUCAGAGAUGUCAAGUUUCUGCACAACGAACUCUUCUUCGCUGUUGCUCAAAAGAAAUAUGUAUACAUCUACGAUAAACAAGGUGUGGAGGUGCAUUGCCUUAGAGAUCACAUUAGCCCACUCAAAUUGGAGUUCCUACCGCACCACUUUUUACUGGCCUCCACGGAUAAGGCCGGAAUAUUGCGAUACCAAGACACAAGCACUGGACAGAUGCUAUCGCACAUGCGUACUCAUUUGGGACGUUGUGGGGUGCUCCGCAUGAACCCGUAUAAUUCGGUCGUCGGAUUAGGUCACAACAAUGGUACUGUGACAAUGUGGAGUCCCAACAUGCCGAAUCCACUCGUCUCCAUGCUAUGUCAUAAAGGACCCGUAACCGCCAUUGCCUACGACACAGAAGGACGCCAAAUGGCUACAUCUGGUAUCGAUGGGAAAGUGAAGAUUUGGGAUGUACGCAAAUUUUCUCCUCUGCAUUUCUACUUUGCUCCAACCGCUGCCAGAUCGCUGGAUAUAAGUCAAAAGGGACUCCUCGCUGUCAGCAGUGGAUCUGGCGUCCAAAUAUGGAGGGACGCGCUGACCGCGAAGCAGAGCAAACCCUACAUGGCUCAUCGGGUGUCAAAAGGUUCUCAAGUGCAAGAUCUAGCUUUCUGCCCAUAUGAGGAUGUGCUAGCUAUUGGACAUGGGAAUGGAAUAUCGUCCAUUUUAGUUCCUGGUGCCGGAGAACCCAACUUCGACUCUUUCGUAUCAAAUCCUUACGAAAGCUUGAAGCAACGACGUGAAGGUGAAGUACACAAACUCCUGGACAAGUUGCAGCCAGAGAUGAUUGUUUUGGAUCCAGAACAGAUUGGUGCAGUUCAGCGGUCGGCUUCUGAGAACCAGUUGUCCAAGGACAUGCUAGCCAAGGAAGCAAAUGAUGCAAUAGCUGAGAAGUUGGGCUUGAAAGUGAAGGAGAAAAAGAAGACCAAGGGAAGAAACAAAUCCAGCAAGAGAGUGCGCAGGAAAGAUUCUAAUAUAGUUACUGUCAAGAGAGCUUUGAUUGCCGAGCAGCUGAAGGCUGAUCGCAAGGCCCAGGGCAAAGAGGCUGCCCCAUCCGCUGUCUUGCCACGGGCACUGGAGCGUUUCAAGCGCUAGUAACGAAGGCAGGUUCAUCGAGAAUUCUACAUUUUGUACAAAAACGUCGUCAAAGAUCGGCGAGCGCACUCCGGAAUUUUGUCACAUGCAGGCCUGGUUCCAACUAGUUGGCCUUCAGAGCUGUCUUUUGGGACCUUCUCCUUGAUAGUUGAUCUUAACGUGUGGACUUCUGCUGGUUCCGUCAGUUACUUCGGAUUAUGAGGUGUGGGUCUUCACACAGUUGGCUGUUUCGACGACGAGCCUUGACGAUUGGAUAGUGUUCUCGAAGAGAACAAGUCUCCAUCUCGCGGCAUAUGAGCUCGUGUGUUGCUUCCAAAUGCACCCUUUGCGGGUGGCAUGUUUCAUGUAAAGACGAACCGAUGUCAGUCUGAAUGUUUAAACUUGACAUGUGCAAAGAUUCAAUCUACUAUGUUGGCGUCUUAAUGCCGCCGCCGCCAGCUCGUUUACUCUGAGGCGAGUGGCGUCUGGUCGUAGGUUUCCUCAGUACGGUGGCAAGAUCAGUAUUUUUCAGGAUGAAUCUGUUCAUCCUUGCUAGAUUCCACUUUCACCCUCACAUAAGUAGGACUGAAUUUCUUUGGUCCUCGCGUCGAAUGUAUCAUAGACAUUUGGAAAUUCUUGUAAGACUCUGCGUCCCUUCGUAGAUGUUCUGCUUAGAAAUUGGUCGAAAGAAUAAAAAGUAAUACUUUCUUCGAUUCAAGGCCGAUGUUUGCACAUGCCGUGGUGUAGAAUCCAGUUUCC